Musca vetustissima is the source of this 747-nucleotide messenger RNA. Its product is annotated as farnesol dehydrogenase-like. The record is from RefSeq and is a predicted model, not a curated record. NCBI's taxonomy places the organism in Eukaryota, Metazoa, Arthropoda, Insecta, Diptera, Muscidae. The transcript is spliced from 2 exons. Bases 1 to 747 code for a protein of 248 amino acids.
AUGGAACGUUGGCAAAAUAAAAUCGCUGUGGUGACUGGUGCCAGUUCGGGCAUUGGAGCAGCCGUUGUUAAAGAUUUGGUUAAUCAUGGUCUGUUUGUCAUUGGUUUAGCCCGGCGAGUUGAAUGUGUGGAAGAAUUGAAAAAUCAUUUGCCGGAUGCAAAAAAAUCUCACCUUGUGGCAAUAAAAUGUGAUGUCUCCGAUUUGGAUUCGGUUAAUCGGGCAUUCGAUGAAAUUAUUUCGAAAUUUGGUGCCGUUGAUAUACUCAUAAAUAAUGCUGGCUGUUUGAAGGGAGGACAAUUGGUCAAUAUGGAUGUUCGCGAAAUGCAACAAAUUCUCCAAACCAAUGUCAUGGGUGUUAUCCAUUGUACGCAGCGGGCAUUUAAAUCGAUGAAGGAGAGAAAUUUUAAUGGUCAUGUGGUCAUAGUUAAUAGUAUUGCAGGCCACAAAGUCCCGAUUUGUUCAGAUCUUCCGGAAUUUAAUAUUUAUCCACCCAGCAAAUUUGCCAUCACGGCUAUAACGGAACUUUUGCGUCAAGAAUUUAAAGGAUUGGGUACAAAGAUUAAAGUUACGAGCAUUAGUCCUGGUGCUGUUGAUACCGAUAUUAUUCCUGAUUUUAUAAGAAAUCAUGCAAAUGGCUCUUUGUUGAAAGCCGAGGAUAUAUCAUCUAGUAUUGUGUAUGCAUUGUCAACACCACCUCAUGUACAAAUCCAUGAACUGAUGAUUAAACCAGUUGGAGAAAUGUUUUGA